Messenger RNA from Drosophila sulfurigaster albostrigata, 4003 nucleotides. RefSeq names its product solute carrier family 22 member 3. Gene Ontology annotation, molecular function: transmembrane transporter activity. Gene Ontology annotation, biological process: transmembrane transport. The record is from RefSeq and is a predicted model, not a curated record. The transcript is spliced from 5 exons. NCBI's taxonomy places the organism in Eukaryota, Metazoa, Arthropoda, Insecta, Diptera, Drosophilidae. The coding region runs from base 363 to 2924 and encodes 853 amino acids. Gene Ontology annotation, cellular component: membrane.
ACAAUUCUGUACGAAGACAUACACGGGGCCCUUACGGCAGCCUCAGUGCGACGCAGUGGCCGUUUUGUGAUUACAUCAAUAGCUGUGUAAUUUGAAAUUUAUUAAACUUUGCAUCCAGCGGAAAUAGAUCGAAAUUGAAAAGGCAAGAAAAUGCAAAGUGCUGCUAACUUGUUGGCUUGAUUGGAAAAGGCAGAAAAAUAUAAUAAAUCAAUUGGCUUGUGCAGUGAUUAUAUAAAGUGCAAUCGCAUAUAGCGAGAAGAAAAGCAACAAAAAACGAAAUUACACAAUAAAAAUUGUGAAUACCUUAAAUACUUGUUGCAAACUCGUACUUGAAUAUUCAGUGCAAUUCGCUUUGAAGCCAAAUGAGUUUCAUACACCCCGAUGCCAGCCUAAUGGGAACCAACGGCAAUCCUCUCACCGACUGUCGUCUGCAAGUGGACGAGCAGACAGAGGAGACAGAGGAGCCCGCGGAACUAGUGGCUCAUCUGCCACCAGCAAAUGUGACAAGCAUCAACAGCAACAACAACAAUAACAACAACAACACCAUCAGCAACAGCAAUAACAACAGCAAUGAGUUCACAGAGCUGGGAGUUUCGACACGUGGCAGCAUCUCACUAAACGAUAAACUUGAGAUCAAGAUUGUGAUGCUCAAAGUGCAGGCUGAAUCACCUUUACUUCCCAUUAAGGAGGAGCAGUCUGUGCCCAGCAGAGUCCAGCAUCCCGCCAGUAAUCCACACAUAUCAGCAACUCCAACCCAAUCCUACUCCGCGCUAGGCACCAAAGCUGAAGCUCCACACACGCCAACAGUCAAUGAGUGUCGUCGUCGCAGUUCGCUGACUUUGCCGCCUUCGCCGACUGCAGCCAACAACAACACCAGCUCACUCAAUAUCCUAGAUAGCGAAGCUAAUAAUAAUAAUAACAACAACAACGACGACCACAACAACUACAACAACGAGGAGGAGUUCUACACCCCGUUGGGCGGACAGACACCCAAUCACAAGCACACGUACGACUGCAAGCUUUAUCCACACGACACGUUUGCACGCCUGGAGGGGAAGUCGGCCAGGGCGAACAGCAAGAUGCAAAGCAAAGUGGACGCAGUGGGUCGCAUAACUGGCCAGUGGGGCAAGUGGCAGUUGCGGACCGUUCUAUUAAUCUUUCUGUGCAAGAUUCCUUCGUCAUGGUUUAUGGCGUGCAUCAUUUUUACGGCGCCAGCGCCACGACAUGGCGAAUUCUUUUGCAAACCGCCUCCAGAAUUGGGAGCCCAGAAUCAGACGCAAUGGAUCAAGGUGUCGCAUCCACAGAAGGAGGAGAAGGAGGAUCAAGAGUUUACCAUUGACUUUUGCAAUGUAUAUCAAGAUGCCCAGGAUCACGCACAUCACUACUACAACUACGAGGACAGUGCCCAGGAGCCGCGAGUCUGGGAGAAGCCGCUGCAUCGCAACUCCAACGUCAUCCCCUGCACCGAAUUUCAACACGAGUCCGACUAUCACUCCGUGGUGACGCAAUACGAUCUGGUUUGCUCGCGUGAUAUUCUAGUCUCGGUGACACAGUUCUUCCAUUUGUUCGGAGUGCUAACUGGCGGCAUUUUGGCCAACCAUCUACUUAAAUACUUUAGUCCACGAAGUGUCAUGCUCUUUGGCAUGAUCACCCAGAUCUUUUGUGGUAAUCUAACGGGUCACGUGGCCUCCUAUGAACUGCACGUCUUCUUCCGCUGCCUCUCCGCCGUCUGUUGCGCCCAAAUGUACACUGCAGGUGGCAUGAUCAUGUCGGAUAUUACGGGCGGCAAGUAUCGCACUUGCGUCUCGACCCUCUUCGAGCAGUUCUGGUCCAUUGGCGUGAUGAUGCUGCCAGGAGUGGCCAGCUUCUGGUCCAGUUGGUCGCAUCUCUACAUGGCGAUCUCAUGGCCAACAGUGAUCCUCAUCUACUUGUGGCAAUGGAUACCCGACUCCCCGCGCUGGAUGAUCGAGCGUGGUCGUGUGCAGGACGCCAAGAAGAUACUGCUCGAGUGCGCCGAAAUGAACGGAACGCGAUACAAUCUGCCGCACGAUAUCGACCAACAGUUGGAGCUGCAGGCUCAGACAGCGAUGGAUGCGCCGCCUCCUGCCGGCUGGUGGACUAUCUGGAAGGGUGAGAAGGCGGUGCGACACAUGAUCUGCGUGCACCUCGCCUGGUCGCUUUACAUCAGCGUCUACUAUGGAUGUCUGCUUAACAUUCGCUCCUUCAGUCGCGAGCACUUGUACAUCAACACUUUUGUCGCUGGCUUCAGUGAGAUGUUGGGCACUUUCUUCGGUCUGUAUCUCAUCAUGAAUACCACACGUAAAUGGCUCUGGGCAGGCAUAUUUAAUAUAUUGGCUGGGUUCUUUGCCUGGUGCUGCUGGCUGGUACCCAAGCCGGGUGUUGUCUCACUAGAUGCAAAUGUGGCGAUGCUGAUGUGCACGGCCAUGGUGUCCAAGAUGGCCAUAUCCACUUCGCUGUCCAUAUUGACAACCAGCACAGUGGAACUCGUUAGUCCAGAGAAGCGCAAGAUUACUUCAUUUUCGACAAUUUGCUGGGCUCGCUUCUGGCUGCUGGGUGCUCCGUUUAUCGGCUCCACUGUCGUCAUUGGCCAAUUGAUUCCACAGACUUCAUACACAGCUCUGGCCAUCAUUGGGGGCAUCUGUAUGUCACUGAUUAGCAGUCCACGUACACAUCCCAUUUCGAGGCCAGCCUCACCGGUGUCGCGUGGAACUCAAAACAUGGCGACACAGUUCACAGUCAUCGAUGGAAUGGACAAUAAGGGCUAUGUGCCAAGCUCGAAUUCCAAUACCAUCUAUGCCGCCAAUACUUUUAGGAAACUGACCACACCACAAUCAAAUCUACCUCCACAACUAAUGCCCGGUAUUUGGACGACCAAGAUGAACGAGGACAGUGCACCAAUGUGAUAUGUUGCACAUAAUAUGAGUACAAGUUUGUGCCGAGUGUCGAUGGAGUGGGUGCUGAUAGCAAACCAGCUGUUGAGAGUUAUGAAAUUGUAGUAAACGUGAGGAUAGAAUGCUGGUUUUAAUCUAGCAUAGUAUAGAAUUAUCUGGUGAUUUGAUGUCCUAAAAAACCUAUUACGCAAUGAGUUGACAAGAGUUUUAGAGUUUUGAUAUACUUACCUUACUACUCGUAUCUGGGCUAACUCAAUUUUUUUGAUAAUUCACAUUACCAAAACUUUUUGCUAUGCCUAAGUGUAUAUAUUCAAGCGUUUUUCGCUUUGAAUAGUGACAGUCUGUUCACUCCCUUUACAAUAAAUCGAGCACAAUUUACAAAUGAACUCAACUGAACGAAAAACAAAACAACAAUAACUUAAAUGCUCAGAAAAUGAGAAAAUUAUAUAAAUACUAUAUUACCCUAAUGGCAAAGAUACAUUUUUAAGUAGACACAACUUUUAAGCUUAAAGCUAUACAAUUUUCAAUUAAAAUACAAAAAAAGACGCUCGUAGGAAAAACGCAAAGAAUGAUUCAAUAUUUAUAAGUUUUAGCAAAUAUUUCAAAAUAAUUUUCAUUAAUCUAAAGUCGUAACAUAUGCUGAUAGACCUCACAUCGAAAAGUCUGGGAAACCUUCAGCGCAGCCAUAAAAUAGCAUCGUAAGUUAGAAAAUCAAAUGUGGAACAUGCUGAGAGAGAAUUCCAGUAUUAUUCUAUUAUCAACAAAUGUGUAAUACCUGAAGUCUCCACAAUAUACAUUAUAUCGUAAGAUUGUUUCCUAAAUCAUAGCUAAUAUAACCCCAAUUUUAAUAAUAUGAACUAGAGAUAGAGAAGUCCUCUGAGAAUCCCGAAAGCUGUUCCACAUUAAAGUGAUUGUGUUGCAAACACCUGGAGAGAAUUACAUGAAAAGACAUAUAAGUAGUUACACAUAAAUUUUACGAUUUAAUUAGAUAAAUAAUAAUUUUAAAACUACUUACACAUUUAAUUCUGAUUAUUUCAAUACCAUUACGUAUUAUAAAGUACAUCAUAAUAAAAAAACAAACAAACAAAAAA